Opisthorchis viverrini is the source of this 1482-nucleotide messenger RNA. RefSeq lists its product as hypothetical. Gene Ontology annotation, cellular component: dendrite. The transcript is spliced from 2 exons. The annotation marks the transcript as partial. Lineage: Eukaryota; Metazoa; Platyhelminthes; Trematoda; Opisthorchiida; Opisthorchiidae. The record is from RefSeq and is a predicted model, not a curated record. Gene Ontology annotation, molecular function: neurotransmitter receptor activity; G protein-coupled serotonin receptor activity. Gene Ontology annotation, biological process: G protein-coupled receptor signaling pathway, coupled to cyclic nucleotide second messenger; chemical synaptic transmission.
CCCCACCAACAUCAUUUGAUCGAGGCUGCAUUAUCUGGAUUUACGGUGAAACGGUUUUCGCACAUGCAAUCCAACUGCAUCACUUAGGUUCCAGUUUGGAUACAUACCUUCGGCUAUCAAUGCCCAAGUGGUACGGAAUCAAUAACGUGCAUCCGGCAACCACACAGUUAAAGCUUGCAGCUCCUUGGAUUGUCAGCUUCCUACAGACUACUGCACAAGUAUUACUCGGAGAUCCACAGCCACCAUCUCAACUUGAAAACGGGCGAAUAUGUACGUGUCCCGAUGUGAAUUUUCUUAUCCUGAGGACAAGUGUGGCUUUCACGCUCCCCGUUUUAGUCACUGUGAUAAUACUCUUCAUGGCUGCAUACAAGCUGAAGGAGUCUGUUUUGCAAACCGCCGAAGCUUCAAGAACAGCAGCCAGCAGACAGAUCGAUUUUACCGCAGGGUCAAACAACGAGAGAAUAUUAUGUAUCCAGAACGCGCAAGCAUCGGAACUACCAGGAUUCGUUGAAAACGACCUUGAACCUAAGACCCCACUACGGAUUCCCAAUGGAGAAACUAAGCAUGAUUUAUGUCUGCAAAACUUGGCUGUCAUUACGACGUCUGUUUCGAGUGGUAUGGACGUGAGCAUUCUAAGUCAUAUUACGGAGGAUGCUGCACUGCAUCCGAAAAUGAAACAAAAGGAGUCGAAAACAUUGCAAACGAACCAGAUUGCGAUCCUGAGUUCCGCAAUUGAUAAUACUCACAGCUUUUCAGAAGGUUUGCGUGAAAAACAAGCCUCACAAGUAUUUGACCACUUCUGCCCAAAGCACGGGCAUUUCAAGGUUAGUCUACAAUCUGAACCCCUCAUUAGCACCGAUGAGCCGCUUGCGCUUGACACCUCUUCUGAUGUUUUGAAUCAACGAGGCGAUGUGCUAGCAGUCCCAGUCAAUCAAAUUGAUACAUCUGCACUAAUUAUCAACGGACAAAAGGCUACGUAUCCUGAUGUAUGCGCAAUAGCAUUUCCAAAUCGACUGCAGCAGGAAGACGAUUGUCCAGAAAUCACCCAACACCUCCCGCCUGCACAAGAUCACAAGGAUGACGUCAAGCAGCGUCCAUCAAUAACAAAUGUCCUGUUUGACCCUUCUGAGCUGCAAAUCUCUUUGACCAGACGAUAUGAACUGGAAAAGGUUGCCAUCAAACUAAAUAUGAUUUCUUGUGCUACAUCGAUUGCCCUAUGGUCCCCCUAUAUGAUUUCGUCGUUGGUAUAUUUGCUGCUCACUAACACGCGGUUCAGUCAUUUGGUAUCCAUUUCAACACUGAUACAGUUCAAAUGGUUAACCUAUUUGAGUUCAGUCGCAUACACAAUAGGAUAUCUUAUUGUCGACCGACAGCUAUCCACCGCUUUCGCCCAUUUUAUUUGUUCAACAAAGAUUUCCUUAUGUAGUUCUACCCGGUGUACAACAGCUCCGCAAAACGUAUUUCGUUGUUGCAGACGGAAAU